AUGAUGAUCAAAUCAUUUUUCUUUUGCAACAAUUUUCUAGGAUUGAAUGAACAAACUAUAUGGCAACGCUUAUGCAUGAAAUUGUCGCCAAAUCUCUAUGAAUUUAAUUUUGACAGGAUCAAAUCAAUUCUCCAUUCCGUAUCACGCAUCAACCAUUUUCAUUUUGCUUUUACAAAUAAACUUGUCAAAUGCAUUUUAACGCAAUCGGUUAUAGAUUCUAGGUCUCUUACCCAAAUUUUACUCGAUCUUAAGGCCCUGCAAUAUCUGCAUUCUAACGUCUUUAAUUGCCUUGUUAAUAAACAUAUUACAAGUGCUACUAAAGUAGAUUUUUUCGAUGCAAUAAUGCUUCUACAUUUGGCUUCACAUGUUAGGGUCAGAGAUUUGAGUUUUAUCAACAAAAUCAUAGAUGUAAUUGAAAGUAAUGGGGUUUUUGAAAAAAUCAUGUUCGAUACUGGUCUAGUUUCCAGUGUUAUAAGGUCACUUGCCAGUUUGGACAUAAGUCAUCCCAUAUUUGACAAGUUUGUAAAGUCCAGUGCAUCACUGUUGUACAAAUUUAACCCACAGGAACUGUCCAACAUCGCAUUCUCAAUCAUUAUGCAAUCAAACUCCAGGCAGAUGCCGUUGCAUGAAUUUAUUAAAACAGAGUCCUUUGAAAUAUUCGUUAUGUUGUGCAAAAUGUGCCACAAAAAUUUACAUAAAAUGGUACACAUUGAAAUUAAUCAACUACGCACUGUUGGUUGGUAUUUGUUUCCAAAACAAACGAAAUCUAACGAUGAUACAAUUCAACUAUUUUCGCAAGAAUUAAAUGAAUUAAAGGACUUCUUCAAUGAAACUAUGCAGGUUAAAUUGGACUUCAAGCCUAAUCCAUCUAAAUUGCAGCGUACCGUUACUAAAUUGAUUGGCGAAUUGGGGUUGGACUUUGCCGAAGAAUAUCCCUUGGGACCAUAUUUAAUAGACCUCGUAUUGCCAAAACAUCGAAUUGCAAUUGAGGUAAAUGGGUUUUCUCACUUCUACGAUCAAACAAUACUGCAUACGAGUAAAACUAGGCUAAAAUAUUCAAUAGUGCAACGGAUGGGUUGGAAAAUUGCAGAAAUCAAUCAUCAUCAGUGGAAGAAUAUUAAUCGCACCGACAGGUUACGUAUACUACAAAGAACGCUCAAGCCUCUACUUGCUUACAAUUAA
This is a messenger RNA of Babesia microti strain RI, 1182 nucleotides long. Its product is annotated as RAP protein, putative. The transcript is spliced from 4 exons. NCBI's taxonomy places the organism in Eukaryota, Apicomplexa, Aconoidasida, Piroplasmida, Babesiidae. The record is from RefSeq and is a predicted model, not a curated record. Bases 1 to 1182 code for a protein of 393 amino acids.